CGGAAGUGUUUUGAGGUCUUUAUCGAUUCUUUGAUAUUUGGGGUAUUUUGGUUGUUCCCUUUAUCUAUAUUUAGAAAACUAACAACCACGCUCAACAAAGCAUACGGUAUUUUGUAUUUUCCCGAUAACAAGUACAGGGUUGCCUGAGUAGAAUUCAUCUCUCGGAAACUGGUUACCUUUAACCUUUAGCUUUUAACCUGACACAAAACAAAUAAUCAAACAUGGCGGCCAUGACUUCCAGAGCUGUGUUUUCGUCAGCAAAGUGCUGUUUCAGACGACGAUUACUAGUAUCCGCAGAUACGAUAGAACUGUGCAAGUAUGAAGUCCAGUCUCAUCGUGAAUAUUCAUCACUUUCUAAAGAACAGAAAAAUAAAAUAGCCGAUGGUCCUGGUUUAUCUGAUUUUAUAUCCGCUGAUGUUGAUAAUAGUUAUCUUGGAAAGUUAAAAUUAGAGCCCGGUGUCAAAAGAUUACGCUUACCUCCAUGGUUGAAAACCGAAAUACCGAUGGGUUCAAAUUAUAGCAAAUUAAAAAGACAACUGAGAACAUUAAAGCUUCAUACAGUUUGUGAAGAAGCUCGGUGUCCCAAUAUUGGUGAAUGCUGGGGAGGCGGUAAACAUGAGACAGCUACAGCCACAAUAAUGGUUCUUGGUGACACGUGUACCAGAGGAUGUAGGUUUUGUUCUGUCAAAACAUCGAGGGCGCCGCCACCACCUGAUCCUCAGGAACCUGUUAAUACAGCCCUUGCCAUUGCAUCGUGGGGACUUGACUAUGUUGUCUUGACAUCAGUAGACAGAGAUGAUAUACAAGAUGGAGGUGCUUCACAUUUUGCCAACACUGUAAUAGAAAUAAAAAAUAGUAAUCCCAAGAUUUUAGUUGAAUGUCUUACUCCUGAUUUCCGUGGUGAUUUAGAGUCAGUCACAACUGUUGCCAAAUCUGGUCUGAAUGUUUAUGCACAUAAUGUUGAAACAGUGGAAGCUCUGCAACCAUUGGUCCGUGAUUAUAGAGCAAACUACAAACAGUCUUUGAGUGUGUUAGAGCAUGUAAAAAAAGUUAAUAGCGAAAUUCUUACUAAGACGUCCAUCAUGGUUGGUCUUGGUGAGACAGAUGAUGAGAUGGUACAAACCAUGAAAGAUUUACGUGCCAUUGAUGUAAACUGUCUAACAAUUGGUCAAUAUAUGCAGCCAACAAAACGUCAUUUGAAGGUCAAGGAGUAUGUAACACCAGAGAAGUUUAAAUAUUGGGAAUCGCUCGGAAAAGAACUCGGAUUUACAUACACGGCCAGUGGACCACUAGUUCGAUCAUCAUAUAAAGCAGGCGAGUUCUUUCUAACGAAUAUAUUGAAAAAGAAGCAAGAAAAGUUACAGCCAUAAUGUCAUUCAUGAUAUUGAGCAGAUUGUCGUGUAUCUGAUGUGAUGACAACAUAGUAUUGAAUAUGACGAUUUAGUAGGAACUAUGGAUUCCUACUUUACUAUGGUUCCACUUUCACCCUCUCUGCAAAGAAAAGCUAUCAGGAUUUCCAAUUACGAAGUGAACAUGAUUUUCAAACAUUUUUUAACUAUAUCAACAUAGAUGAAGGUAUACGAGAGGAAAAUAUCUGUUGUUUUAUUUUUAGGUUAUAUGUU
This is a messenger RNA of Saccoglossus kowalevskii, 1622 nucleotides long. Its product is annotated as lipoyl synthase, mitochondrial-like. Lineage: Eukaryota; Metazoa; Hemichordata; Enteropneusta; Harrimaniidae. Gene Ontology annotation, cellular component: mitochondrion. Gene Ontology annotation, molecular function: 4 iron, 4 sulfur cluster binding; lipoate synthase activity. The record is from RefSeq and is a predicted model, not a curated record. Gene Ontology annotation, biological process: lipoate biosynthetic process.